AUGUCGAGGGGUGAAAACCCUCUUUCCGCUCCAAAGCUCCCGAAAUUGCACAAAGAAGGCGUCGGGGCUGUGGAAGAGGCGUCGCAGAGAACCGUCAUUGGCCCCUGCUUCCCCACCAUCAUGAGACCCCGCCCUGGUGGAAACUCUCUGCUACCGAUCGUUCGUACUUACAUUCAGUGGUCGGAGGCCGUAGUGACAGGUUGUCGUAGAGCGAAAUUCAUUGCCGUUUCUGAAUCAUCGCUCAGCGGAAUCAGUAGUUUCUUCGUGAAAAGUGAUGCUUGA
Danaus chrysippus (African queen) is the source of this 282-nucleotide messenger RNA. NCBI's taxonomy places the organism in Eukaryota, Metazoa, Arthropoda, Insecta, Lepidoptera, Nymphalidae. The record is from the annotation of a GenBank genome assembly.